Molecule: messenger RNA, 1290 nt
Organism: Conger conger (European conger)
Lineage: Eukaryota; Metazoa; Chordata; Actinopteri; Anguilliformes; Congridae
Gene: sult1st6
Product: sulfotransferase family 1, cytosolic sulfotransferase 6
Exons: 8
Coding region: 62-985 (307 amino acids)
Biological process (GO): sulfation
Cellular component (GO): cytoplasm
Molecular function (GO): sulfotransferase activity
Source: RefSeq, a predicted model, not a curated record
GAUAAGGCGUACGGACGGCUGUGGUCAAGAACUGCAUCUUACUGUGUCUUCAAGAACAGAAAUGGAAAAAACACUGACAUACAGCCAGGCUAUUGAGGAAGCAGGACAAUCACUAAUUCGCUUUCCUUUGAAGAACGUGAGAGGAGUCCCACUGAUGGAGCCCAUUGCCCAAAACUUUGAGCCUAUCUGGGCUUUCUGCCCUGACCCUACUGACAUCCUCAUUGCUACUUAUCCCAAAGCAGGAACUACCUGGACUCAGGAGAUAGUAGACCUGUUGCUUCACAAUGGAGAUACUGAGGCGUGCAAGAGAGGCCCCAUAGUCAUGAGAAGCCCAUUCCUUGAGAUAGUCAACCCCCCUCCGAUCCCUUCUGGACUAGAUCUCCUUCACAAGAUGAGUCCACCAAGGAUGAUCAAGACACAUUUGCCUUUCCCACUUGUACCUGAGGGAUUCUGGGAAAAUAAAUGCAAGGUGAUCUAUGUGGCCCGCAAUGCCAAGGAUAACAUGGUUAGCUACUACCACUUUGACAGGAUGAAUUUGACCCAGCCUGAACCAGGAACCUGGGAAAGCUACAUCCAAAAAUUCAUGAAGGGAGAAUUGGCCUGGGGCUCCUGGUAUGACCAUGUUAAGGGUUAUUGGGAAGAGAGAGAGAAAAGGAAUAUACUCUAUUUAUUUUACGAAGAUAUGAAAGAGAAUCUUCAACGGGAAGUGGAACGCAUCAAGCAGUACCUGGAUUUGUCAGUCACUGAUGAUGUUAUAGCACGCAUUGUGGCACACACGUCUUUUGAGGUCAUGAAGGAGAACCCCAUGGCCAACUAUAGCUUUAUCCCCAAGAAUGUCUUUGACGAUUCUAUCUCGGCUUUCAUGAGAAAAGGGGAGGUUGGUGACUGGGUAAAUCACUUCUCUGAAUCUCAGUUGGAGAUUUUCAAUGAAGAUUAUCAGCAACAAAUGAAAAUGGUCAAAAUUCCCUUCAGGGAAAAUUUGUAAAGAAAGAGAUUGACAUCAUGACUAAUUACUAAAUGACUUAGUAGAAUGGAACUAAGGGCAAUCUUAAUUAAUCAAAAUAAAAAAAUUAAAAUCAAUGGAUUAUUUAAAAGUUCUUGUCAAUGCUUUAAGUACAAUUACCUUUGAGUCAUUUAGCAGACACUUUUAAUUGAAAGCGACUUACAGGUGCAUAAGUAACUGGUUGGAAUUUAUAUAGCGCCUGUACAAUCGAUGCUUCUCAUUCACCCAUUCAUACACACUCACACACACCAACGGUGAAUGGUUGCUAUGCAAGGCCCCAACCAACU